AUGGUGCCUCCCCUACUCACGGCCACAGUCGAUACCGUUCAAGAUCGACACCUCACUCGUGAAGAGAUUGAUCGUCUCGAAGCGAACGGACUCGUUCAAUCCGCGAACCCAACCGACCACGGCGAUGUUGACGGAAAGAUCAAGGUCUCUGCAUUGGUGUUGGGUCCCCCCAGGCCAAGCUCAUCAGUCACGGAUCCUCAAGGCGACGAAAAUGGACCCAACUCCUAUUCGGAACCUACAACUACCGCGCAUCCAAAACCCUCGUCUAUAUUCACAUCCACUUCUAAUUCAGACUCCACCUUAAACUCAAACUCCAGUUCGGCAUGGACAUCCAACUCUGAUCUCUCUGUGCCGACCUCACAAUUGCAGUCAAGACCAUCCGCCACCGUACGGCCUCUGAACUUCAAACCGCAAGCGGAAUUGGCCGCGACAUUCUUCGAUCUGCCCACGAAUCCAUCUAGUGUUGCCGCGCUCGAAUUUCUCGGGUUUACUUCUUCUAUCGCCAGGGCCAUUUACGACGACUGGCUCGAACAGGACCAAGAUCAUGAGGAAUUGAUCGCCCACGUCUACAAAUACGUCGAAACCCGAAUCAGCGACCAUACCAAAUCCAUCGGUCGUCCCAUGGCUUCUCACGAUGUCCACCACGAUUCCCAGUCGAUGAAGGAGACCAUGCACCGAUUCGGGCUUGGGCAGGAGUUCCAGGAUGCCCUGACUGAUGAACGGUUUGCCGAUAUUUUCUGGACCGAGUCUUUGCAUGCCUGGGUCAAGGAUACUCUGUGGGCCCGGUAUGCAAGUUUAGUCAGGUUGUUGGGGCGGGUUAAAAGGUGUGCGGGUGAGAGCUCACGCCGAAGGAGAGACAACUUGAGCACGGAGACGACGGACGGUGACGGUGACGCUUCUGGUAGUCGUGAUGCUGCUGCUGCUACACAUAUGACGCUGGAAGAGUAUGGUUUGCCGUCGAAUUAUGUUUGUAUUCUCCAAAAGGAACAGAAUUGCAAUAGCGAUAGCAAUGAUAACGAUAACGGCAGCCCCAACAAUGGGAACAAUAAUAGUACCCGCAACGGAAACGGCAACCGUGCGAAGGAGUCUAUACCACUACCGCCCGUGUUGCCAGACCAUAUCGUCCUAUACAAAGGCAAAGCAGCACCCCCUAAGCCAUUCAUACGCGACUUGGACGGAUCGAUUGACAUGGCUGUCCUUGCGUCGUCUCCAGGAGGCGAUUUCAACCAUAAUGCCCAAGCCCACUACUGGACGCCAGACAGGGAAGUGGCCGAGAAAUACCGUGGCUGGGCGGCACGGAGGUGUCCGUACGGAGAGACAUGGGUGAUACGGAUACAGAUUUCCAAGAAGUUCAUUGAGACCUUGAACGUGGAGGAGCUGUGGUUGUCGGAUUAUGAAGAUGAAGAUGGCGACGGAAAUGCAACUGCAAAUGGACAGAAGGUUUCGGGUUCUGCUUGGAAAGAAUAUGUCUGGCAUUGCAAGAACCAAAUCACUCCGCCGGAGGAGAAGUUCGGCUGGCUUUGGAAGCAGAAGAGUCGUGAAGAAGAGAAACAUGCUACUACUACCACUGCGCAGGAUUCAGACAGGAAAGGGAAAGGAGAUGCGGCUGGUGAUGGCGAGAGCAAUGGCAAUGAUAACGACAACAGCAACAGCAACAGCCAGGAAGCCGUCGUCGACGUCAUCAAAGGACACAUGUGUACUGGCGUGGCGGUGGCCAAACCAGUGUCUGUAAUCAGGAAGGAAGAAGUCCAUACGGAAAUCACAGAGGACUUUGCACUGCGUGUUACAGACGGUGCUGGAGGCGAUGAAGAGACGGCAACGGCAACGACUGUGACGUCGACUACAACUUCGGGGCCAAAUUCAGAAUCAGGGUCUGGCCCGACUUCGAGUUCCGAAACGACCACUACCACGACGGACACCACGACCACGUCAGAUUCCAAGUUAACAAGGACGACAACGAGGACCAAGACAUCCACAACCACAACAACAUCGACAGAUGACGAUGAGACUUACCAUGAUGAACCAAACGGAACCAAGAAUCAAAACGGAAAAGUUAAGGCGAAGAGCAAGACUAGAAAAGCCGUCCAAUGGGUCUUUAUGCGCGACGAGACCAUUCGUCGACUGGCCGAAGAAAUUCGCGGAAAAGUUCAUAUUGACAUAUAUGGUCCAACGGCAAUGGGAGAGCAAUGA
Messenger RNA from Exophiala dermatitidis NIH/UT8656, 2190 nucleotides. RefSeq lists its product as uncharacterized. The record is from RefSeq and is a predicted model, not a curated record. Bases 1 to 2190 code for a protein of 729 amino acids. Lineage: Eukaryota; Fungi; Ascomycota; Eurotiomycetes; Chaetothyriales; Herpotrichiellaceae. The transcript has a single exon.